This is a messenger RNA of Clonostachys byssicola, 3675 nucleotides long. Lineage: Eukaryota; Fungi; Ascomycota; Sordariomycetes; Hypocreales; Bionectriaceae. The record is from the annotation of a GenBank genome assembly.
AUGCUCUCCCCUCGUAGAACUUAUGCCUCUCUUAGCAUCGUGAUCGUUCAUGGUUUGCACGGCCAUCCUUACAAGACUUGGAUAUACAAAACGGAGUCUCAAGACCAGCAACAUGAACUGGAGGAAGACGAGGACAACCGGCGCAAAAAGCAAAAGAUAUCACAUCGAGUCAUCCCGUUGUUUAGAGGCAGCAAGUCCGAAAACAAGGAGAUUGAAAGUCAGUCAUCAGAGACACUCGUAUCAGAGACGAAUAUUCAUGCACAGGGCUCGCAGAAAGGAGAAUCAUCAUGUAUCUUUUGGCCUCGAGACCUCCUCCCCAGUGGGUGCCCCAAAGCACGAGUUCUCGUGUUCGGCUACGACAGCAAAGUCACCAAGUAUACCUCUGGUGCGACAAACCAAAACAGUGUCCAUUCUCACAGCAAGGAUCUGUUGUUUGCUCUUAUGCGCGAACGGCCUUCUGGUCGUCGGCUCAUCUUUGUGGCACAUAGCCUGGGUGGCAUAGUUGUCAAAGAGAUGCUUGCGAUAUCCUCCGCUUGGCCAUCGUCUGAGUAUCAGGAUGUGGUCAGGUCGACAUCUGCUGUAGUGUUUCUGGGCACACCCCACAGAGGAAGUCCGGAUCUUGCUUCUUUUGGUGAAUGGGCGCGAUCAUUCAUCAGUGCUUUUCGCAUACAGACAACAUCUGAUAUUCUCGAUGCCCUUGGUAUGAAGAACACAGACCUGGAAAGAGCCCAGGAGGCCUUCUCAGCCGUCUGGCAAAUGUACGACUUUCGCAUCAAGACCUUUCAGGAGGGGUUAGGCUUAAGAGGCAUCAACUUGGGUGUUCUCGGAAACAAGGUAGUGCCGGACAGCUCUUCCCUUAUUGGAGAUUAUCGGGAGUGUGCGGAGACCCUCCAGGCAAAUCACAAGAACAUGUGCCGGUUCUUUGGGCAUGACGAUCCUAAUUAUCGUAAAGUUGGAGGAGAGAUUUGCUCCAUCUACCGAUCCAUCACUGAUUUUGACUCCCGCAACCCUGGACAAAGUGGGCCUAUGGAAGUUGAUUCAUGGGUCAACAUGCCUCCUCAGAGUUCUGUAUCAAAAAUGUCGGGGCAUUGGCCUGAUGAGCAACUGACUGCGAGUGACAAGAAACUUCUCGAGGACCUUUGGUUUCCUGGCAUAGACUUUCGCCAACAGACAGUCGAAAGUCCGGCUGAAGAUACCUGUGACUGGUUGUUCCAAAACGAAACAUACCAGAAUUGGUUUCACAAUACAAAUCAAGAUACGUAUCAGGGUCUUCUUCUUUUAAAGGGCAAGCCAGGGGCUGGGAAAUCGGUUUUGAUGAAAGAGGCGUUCCGACGCAGCUCCAAAGAGCGGUCCCUCUUGGGUGGGAAUUGCGCCACAGCGGCAUUCUUCUUCGAUGCCAAGGGCACUGUGUUGCAAAGAACCCCCGCCGGGCUUUACCGUUCGCUGCUUUACCAACUCUUCCCAAGACUCAGGCGGGGUUUCAGAGAUGUGAGCGACGUAUGGGCUUAUAGAGGUUCUAGUAAAGAUUCGAGUGAGCAGGGAUCUUACCAGUGGUCUACAAGACAACUUGAGGGGAUCUUCGCGUCACUAUUUGACACUGGAAUCCCCUUCGACAUCACGAUCUUUAUCGACGCUCUUGAUGAAUGCCAUACGGAUUGGAUGCGCUCGCAAGCUUAUUUUUGGCGGUUUGCGACUAGACAGGCUCGCAAGAAGGGAUCCCGAUUGAACGUUUGCAUCUCAAUCAGACAGUAUCCCCUCGUCGGCUUUGAAAACUGUGCCGAGGUGAUUGUGGAGCAUCAUAAUGAACACGAUAUUGCCACAUACGUGAAACAGAAGCUCCCAUAUGAUUCUGAGAGGCAAGAGGAGAAAUGGGAAGAAAUCAGGUGCGCAAUCAUCCGAAAGUCGGCAGGGGUGUUCCUAUGGGUGAUUCUCGUGGUCGAGAAAGUCCUGAGAAUGUGGGAUGAAGGCGAACACCCUAAAUAUAUACUUUCGCAGUUGAAAAUUUUGCCCAAGGCCCUGAGAAGCCUGUUCUCACAGCUCUUCGACGACCCAGCCACCGGUUCCAAUGUCUUGGCUGCUAAGUUGUUUCGUUGGGUAAUAUUCGCGGUCAAGCCGCUACGGCUACACGAGUGGCACCACAUUCUAGCAUUUUGUAAACAACCAGGGCUUUCCUCCUUGAAGGAGUGGCGAGAGUCAGACAGCUUCACUGAGAACGACGAGCAGCUUGAAAGGCAAAUCAAGGCCAUAUCAAAGGGAUUAAUCGAAGUGACAGGUCGAUCUGCCGGGUCACAGUGCGACAAUGUCGACUCAAGUUCAAUGCGUGCCGGCGCAGGAUCUCUUGAUUUGGAUGUUGGCGAGACCCGGGUUGUACAGGUCAUUCAUCAAUCCGUCAACGAAUUUUUUGAAAAUGGCGAUGGCUUCGUUAUUCUUCUCCAGGACCCCGCUAUACGAGCCAACUGGAGUCGGGAUGACUUUUUGUUGUGGCGUAAGAGAUACAUGGGAGAGGGCCACCUAUGCAUAAUGAACACGGCGCUGGAUUACAUUUUCAUUAAAGAGUUGGAUGCUCUGGUAAAAGCUCGGAUACGAGCAGAGGACAAUAUUGCCUGCGCUGAACCGACUUUAGCGUCAACAGCAUUGGAAACACACACGGGUUUGUCUGGCGAUGCCGAACCUAGCGGGAGCAAGGCUGUCCAAGAUCUAGAACGAGCCAACUCUGCGAUGCUAAGAUAUAGAACCGGCCUUGAAGCAAGUCUCGACGCUUUACGUGCCGUAGUUCCAUCACCCAAUAUGCCAUAUUUAACCACAGAGCAUGCUGAUGACCGAAUGUCUGUGGACAACGGUGCCAACACCACCACUGGAGAGGGGGAACAGCCAAAGAUGAACAAGGCGAAGCUACUCGAUGGAGCACUCAAGCAUAUUCGGAGACUCGAACAAAGCAUUGCAGGCUUAGAAAGAGGCAAGAAUGAAAUGGAAAAGAGACUUGCCGCCUUCGAAACUUUGUCAAGUGGUAUCGGGGGCCCUUUGCUUGCUGACUCCGGCCAGGUGACCGACAAAGACCAGGAGGCUAUGAGGCGAGAUAGCUCAUUGACAUCGCAACACUGCGAUGACGAUGGUUCCUUGAAAAGGAAGCAUGCAGAACUGGCACUUCCACUAAGGCUAGCUCCGAAACACCCUUUGUCGGAGAUGGCUGGCUCCUGCCAGAGCGUAGAUGGGACGAUUGAUAUUUCUCAAUGGAUCUCGGCGAGCAAAGGAGCCAUCGAUUGUGUAUCGGAUGAUGCUGCAGAGCACGGAUCAACCAAAACGUCGGUCUCCGUACAUACUCAAACUCUUGAUGACCACCCUGCUCUUCUGCUCUAUGUGACAUCAAGUUUUUUCACUCAUGCUUACCUUGCUCAAAAAUACGAUGCGGAUCCCACUAGGAUCGUCAAACGACUUUAUUUAGAAGGUGAUUUGGAUCGGCUGAACAUCCUCCGAGAAGACAGGGGUACAAGUGAAAGCCUUAUUGAGGGCCUUCAAUCCUGGGUCCGGGCCAUAAAAAUAUUGGACAUUGCCUAUAAAGAGGCUCAAGGUCGGGGUACAGCCAGGCGAGAGGUAGCCAGGCGAGAGGUAAAAAGACGAGGCAGUGUCGCCAGCUUUAGUUCUGCAGGCAGCUUUGACUCUGCCAGUGGGCGUUGA